Trichoplusia ni (cabbage looper) is the source of this 3412-nucleotide messenger RNA. RefSeq names its product engulfment and cell motility protein 1 (gene Ced-12). NCBI's taxonomy places the organism in Eukaryota, Metazoa, Arthropoda, Insecta, Lepidoptera, Noctuidae. Gene Ontology annotation, biological process: actin filament organization; cell motility. Bases 85 to 2316 code for a protein of 743 amino acids. The transcript has a single exon. The record is from RefSeq and is a predicted model, not a curated record. Gene Ontology annotation, cellular component: plasma membrane.
GUAAUUAUUCUACGGGAAAAUAACUUGUAAAUUCGCGAGGUGUGGUGUGUUGUGGUGACUGUCUUCGUGUCAAAUGUUCGAUAAAUGUCUACUAAACCAAUAAAAAUGCCGUCGGCAACAAAAGAAAAGGAUUCGACGAUCCUCAAGAUCGCUGUGGAGAUGCUAAAUGCUGCAGACAAGGUACCACAGUUGAUAGAAUUCGAUCAAAGUCAGCCUUUGUCCAGUAUUAUUCAACUUUUAUGCAAGCCUUGGGGUCUCCCAGACCCUGAGAACUACGCUUUACAAUUUUCCGAGAGUAACAACCAGAAUUACAUAACAGAGAAAAACCGUAAUGAAAUAAAAAAUGGGUCUGUUUUGCGUUUAGAGUUGUCGCCAGCGAAAACUGUUCAGGACAUCCUCGGCAAGAUAAGCAAUGGAACGGAAGCUGAGCAAGUAGCUGCUCUUACGAAACUGUCCGUUCUAAGUAGCGAUCCAACCUUCGCACAUGAGUUUUUCAACAAAAAAGGUUUGACUUUGAUCAUAAACAACAUCGAAAGUGGUAAAUUCAAAGGAAACUCGCUCAAGUAUGCUCUCAUUACAUUCGUAGAACUCAUGGACCAUGGGGUCAUAUUCUGGGAUGUCCUUGAGAACCAAUUCAUUAAUAAAGUUGCCAGUUUUGUUAACAACCAGGCUAGUGUCCAGGAUGCCAAAGUGACCCAGUGUUGUUUAUCCAUUCUUGAGAACAUAGUGCUGAACAGCUCAAAGAACUCACAUGUUGAAAAGGAAAUUACCAUUCCCAGUUUGAUCUCCCACCUACAGAACCCUCACCAAGAUAUUAUAAUUCAACAGAAUGCUAUAGCCCUCAUAAAUGCAAUUUUUUCAAAAGCUGAUAUGACAAAAAGAAAAACAAUUGCUGCCACAUUGUCUUCCAAACAAGUUAGAUGUGUGAUAUAUGAAAACCUUAUUGGUGCAAGUGAGUUUAGUAAGAAUGCUUCAGACCAAGGAUUAGGCACAGAGCUAUCUCACCAGCUUUAUGUCCUUCAGACUCUGAUGCUAGGGUUAUUAGAACCUAAAAUGAGACAAAGGGCUGAUUCCCAAGAACAGGAAUCACUAGAAAAAAUUAAGGAGCUCAGAAAAGUUGCCUUUGAAAAUGAUAACAACCCUAAUAUAGAAGUCACAAUGAGACGGCCCCUUGGAUCAUAUUCUAAAGACUUCAAAAAGCUUGGUUUCAAAUGUGAAAUUGAUCCAAUCAAAGAUUUCAAUGAAGUACCUCCAGGAGUGCUGGCUUUAGACUGCAUGUUGUACUUUGCCCGAAACUAUUCAGAGGAUUACACAAAGAUUGUCUUAGAAAACAGUUGCAGAGCCGAUGAACAUGAAUGUCCUUUUGGCAAGACCAGCGUGGAGUUGGUAAAGUUACUCUGUGACAUCCUGCACAUUGGAGACCCACCAAGUGAACAGGGACAAACUUACCACCCAUUGUUCUUCAACCAUGACAGGCCUUUUGAAGAACUUUUCUGCAUAUGCAUAGUCCUACUAAAUAAAACCUGGAAGGAAAUGAGAGCUACCACCGAGGACUUCAUCAAAGUAUCUAGUGUUGUCAGAGAACAAAUCAGCAGAGCACUGUCUGCUGCCCCAAAAGGCUUUGACAAGUUCAGACAAAAGAUAAACCAAUUAACCUACACAGAAAUCACACAGCUAUGGCAACAAGAAAGGAAUAAUAGGGAAGAAUGGGAGUCAACUGCCAGGCCCAUAGUUGAAUUAAAAGAGAAAAUAACUCCCGAAAUAAUUGAUCUCAUUCAACAGCAAAGGUUAGGCGUAUUAGUUGGAGGAACGAGAUUUAAAAAGUACACGUCUAGAGGUCAGAGGAUGAAGGACAAAUUCUGGUUCAUUCGCCUCUCGCCGAAUCAUAAAGUGUUGCAUUAUGGUGACUGCGACGAAAAGAGUACGCCGAGUUUAGAAGAGUUGUGUAACAAAUUGGCAGUUUCGGAUAUAAAGUGUGUCAUCACUGGCAAGGACUGUCCGCAUAUGAAGGAAGGAAGUAGGGGAAGAAAGAUAUCACCACAUUUAGCAUUCUCUCUGAUCCUCAAGUCAGCAGAAAUGCCUUCAUUAGAUUUCGUGGCCCCCGACGAGCAGAUAUUCGAUUUCUGGACGGAUGGGGUUAACGCUCUUCUAAAGGAGAAAAUGUUAAGCAAAACGUUCGAAAACGAUUUGCAAACUUUACUCUCAAUGGAUAUCAAAGUACGAUUACUUGACGCGGAAGGUAUCGAUAUCCCGAAAGACCCGCCACACAUUCCCGACGAACCAGAAGAUUACGAUUUCUAUUACGAUAACAAUUAACUUUGCUUUUAUUAAGCUUGCAAUGUAAAAGGUUAUGGUCGUAGUUAAUUUUAUACAUGACGAAAUUUUAUCUAUAAUGUGAAUAAGUUAUAUUUAAGUGAAGAUUAUGAAUAGUAUUAAUUUGAUCAUGAAGUAAUAUUUAUAAUGGAUUGAUAUUUUACAUUUAUAUGCUGUUAGCAGCGCUUUUCGAUUGAAUGAGAAUGUUCUCCCCUAAUUGGUUAUAGGACGUAUUGCAUCCGGCGUCCGGUACGAUAGCCCGAGAAUACCAAUGAGUUCGUAUUUCGUACUUCCAGUCUGUAGUAAUUUGUCCUACGAUAUUUUCGAAACCCGUGAUUUUAUAUGAUUUAAAAUUUCGAUCCCCAAUAAUUAUAGUAUUGUUUUCUGAUAUUGAACGGUUUUGAAUGAUUGAAAAUUUUGAAAAUGUAUUUGUAUUGUGUAUCAUUCGGUGAGAUAUAAAUAUUCUCUGGGUUUACGACCUGAACUGAAAGGAAAUGUUUUUGUGUGUGAAAAGUUAAAGUAAUGAUUGAAAAACCAAAUAUGAAACAUUCCUUCAGACACAGAUUUACGUGUUACAAAAUCAAUUACACAACUUGUACUUAAGGCAUUAAUGAGUAAGGCUACUCCAAUCUAAUUUUUGUUUUAUUUUAUGAUGACAUUAUUUUUCGCCUGUAUCAGUAAUUACAUAAGGAACUACUAGGGGAUUAUUAAAACCACAGACGUUCGUCUAAACGUCAGACUUGCAACCUGUCUUCGUAUUUUAUGAAUGAUUGAAUCAUAUUUCCAAUAAAUGUUUUCCAUUACAAUAGUUAGAGAGCACAAAGUAUUUUAAUUAUAUUACGUAGCAUAUAGUUUUUAAUUUCAUAAAUAUUAAAUUAUUGUUAUAAUCUAUUACUGAUUUACGCUGUAUCGACUGAAUUCUAUUAAACUUCCAUUUUAUUGUAAUGUAUUGUGGCCAUAUACCAAUAUUAUAUUUUAUAUACCAAAGAUCAUGUCUAAAGAACAAAUAUAUUUAAAUGUGUAUGUAUAAAUAAAAGUUUUAAAACCACUGUAUUGCUUUAUUGCAACCGAAGGGAAAAUAAAUAUAAUUAUACACCUU